Molecule: messenger RNA, 4279 nt
Organism: Balaenoptera acutorostrata (minke whale)
Lineage: Eukaryota; Metazoa; Chordata; Mammalia; Artiodactyla; Balaenopteridae
Gene: PRKD2
Product: protein kinase D2
Exons: 18
Coding region: 820-3456 (878 amino acids)
Biological process (GO): protein phosphorylation
Molecular function (GO): ATP binding; protein serine/threonine kinase activity
Source: RefSeq, a predicted model, not a curated record
CUCGACGUCACCGAAGCCGGCGCCGAUUGGCCGACUGAACUGUCACUCCGGACACUUCCUCCUGGGCCGCAGCCGCCGAAUUAAACUUUGGAGUGGGAAAAAGAGCCAUCGGCGCCCGGCGCCGGACGACCCUCCCUUCCCUCCCACCCCCCGCCACCCCACUGCCGCCGGUAACACCCCCUUCUCCGCGGCCCCCGACCGAAUUUUUCUCCAACUUCCGAGACCCGUGAGAUUCCCGCCUUAGCACCCCAGCCCUCGGAAUCCCUCUGCCCAUUCCCAGGCCCGCCGUCGGAUCCCUGGGAUCCAUUCGAUCACCGACUCAGAGACUCCUGCUCUCCACCCCAAGAUCUGGUGAAUCCCUCGAGCUCCCUUCUUAUAUGGAUCCUCUUCUUAGAGCCACUGGAUUCUUGGCUCCACCUGCUCCCUUUCCAAUCCCUUCUUUCUCCAGGGAGCCUUUGGAUCCUGGGCUCUUCUGAUCCCUGUGACCCCGGCCUACUAGAUUUUCUUUUUUGAUUUCUUGGAAUCUCCCAAUCUCUGGGCCCCCCAAACCAUUAGAUUUCUCCUUUCUGAUCGUCUGUGAUCCCUUAAUCCCCGGGCGGGCGUCUGAUCCACUAGAUUCCUUUUCUCUAACUUCCCAGGGUCCCACCAUCCUCGAGUUCCCUCAACCUGCCAGGAUUUUCUUCUCGGAUCCCCGGGAUCCCCGCGCUCCUACCACCAGCUAACAAGAUACCUCGGAUCCAGGGACCUGAGCCUCCCUGCUCAGGCUCCUGCAGCCGGAUCCCGGGUGGGCGCCGGGCGGCGGGUCCCGGGCCUCGCCCUAUGGCCGCCGCCCCCUCCCAUCCCGCCGGGCUCCCGGGCUCUCCCGGGCCGGGGUCUCCUCCGCCCUCUGGCAGCUUGGAACUGCAGGCGCCGCCACCGCUGCUGCCCCAUGUCCCGGCGCCGGGCUCGGGGGUGUCCUUCCACAUCCAGAUCGGGCUGACCCGCGAGUUCGUGCUGUUGCCCACCGCCUCCGAGCUGGCCCACGUGAAGCAGCUGGCUUGCUCCAUCGUUGACCAGAAGUUCCCCGAGUGUGGCUUCUAUGGCCUUUACGACAAGAUCCUGCUCUUCAAACAUGACCCCACGUCGGCCAACCUCCUGCAGUUGGUGCGCUCCGCCGGAGACAUCCAGGAGGGCGACCUGGUGGAGGUGGUACUGUCGGCUUCGGCCACCUUCGAGGACUUCCAGAUCCGCCCGCACGCCCUCACGGUGCACUCCUACCGAGCGCCUGCCUUCUGCGACCACUGCGGAGAGAUGCUCUUCGGCCUGGUGCGCCAGGGCCUCAAGUGUGAUGGCUGCGGACUGAACUACCACAAACGCUGCGCCUUCAGCAUCCCCAACAACUGCAGUGGGGCCCGCAAGCGACGCCUGUCGUCCACGUCUCUGGCCAGUGGCCAUUCGGUGCGCCUCGGCACCUCUGAGUCCCUGCUCAGCAUGGCUGAUGAGCUGAGCCGUAGCACCACCGAGCUCAUCCCUCGCCGCCCCCCGUCCUCGUCCUCCUCAUCUUCUGCCUCAUCCUACACCGGUCGCCCGAUCGAGCUGGACAAGAUGCUGCUGUCCAAGGUCAAGGUGCCACACACCUUCCUCAUCCACAGCUACACGCGGCCCACCGUCUGCCAGGCUUGCAAGAAACUGCUCAAGGGCCUCUUUCGCCAGGGCCUGCAGUGCAAAGAUUGCAAGUUCAACUGUCACAAACGCUGCGCCACCCGAGUCCCUAAUGACUGUUUGGGGGAGGCACUCAUCAACGGAGAUGUGCCGAUGGAGGAGGCCACUGAUUUCAGCGAGGCUGACAAGAGCUCCCUCAUGGAUGAGUCAGAUGACUCGGGUUUCGUCCCGGGCUCCCACUCAGAAAAUGCUCUCCAUGCCAGCGAGGAGGAGGAAGGCGAGGGAGGCAAGGCCCAGAGCUCCCUGGGGUACAUCCCCCUAAUGAGGGUGGUGCAGUCAGUGCGACACACAACACGGAAAUCCAGCACGACGCUUCGUGAGGGUUGGGUGGUUCAUUACAGCAACAAGGACACGCUGAGGAAGCGACACUAUUGGCGCCUGGAUUGCAAGUGCAUCACGCUCUUCCAGAACAACACGACCAACAGAUACUACAAGGAAAUUCCACUGUCUGAAAUCCUCGCCGUGGAGCCUGCCCAGAACUUCAGCCUUGUGCCACCAGGCACCAACCCACACUGCUUCGAGAUUGUCACUGCCAACACCACCUACUUUGUGGGCGAAACCCCUGGCGGGGCCCCAGGGGGGCCCAGUGGGCAGGGGGCUGAGACUGCCCGGGGCUGGGAAACAGCCAUCCGCCAGGCCCUGAUGCCUGUCAUCCUCCAGGAUGCACCCAGUGCCCCAGGCCAUGCGCCCCACAGACAAGCUUCUCUGAGCAUCUCUGUGUCUAACAGCCAGAUCCAAGAGAAUGUGGACAUUGCUACUGUCUACCAGAUCUUCCCGGAUGAGGUGCUGGGCUCGGGCCAGUUUGGAGUGGUCUAUGGCGGAAAGCACCGGAAGACAGGCCGGGACGUGGCAGUAAAGGUCAUCGACAAACUGCGUUUCCCCACCAAGCAGGAGAGCCAACUCCGGAACGAAGUGGCCAUUCUGCAGAGUCUGCGGCACCCGGGGAUUGUCAACCUGGAGUGUAUGUUCGAGACCCCGGAGAAGGUAUUUGUGGUGAUGGAGAAGCUGCACGGGGACAUGCUGGAGAUGAUCCUCUCCAGCGAGAAGGGCCGGCUGCCUGAGCGCCUCACCAAGUUCCUCAUCACCCAGAUCCUGGUGGCUUUGAGACACCUUCACUUCAAGAAUAUCGUCCACUGUGACUUGAAACCGGAAAAUGUGUUGCUGGCGUCAGCGGACCCAUUUCCUCAGGUGAAGCUGUGUGACUUCGGCUUCGCGCGCAUCAUCGGCGAGAAGUCGUUCCGGCGCUCGGUGGUGGGCACGCCAGCCUACCUGGCGCCCGAGGUGCUGCUCAACCAGGGCUACAACCGCUCGCUGGACAUGUGGUCAGUGGGCGUGAUCAUGUACGUCAGCCUCAGUGGCACGUUUCCCUUCAACGAGGACGAGGACAUCAAAGACCAGAUUCAGAACGCUGCCUUCAUGUACCCAGCCUGCCCUUGGAGCUGCAUCUCAGCAGGAGCCAUCGACCUCAUCAACAACCUGCUGCAGGUGAAGAUGCGCAAGCGCUACAGCGUGGACAAGUCUCUCAGCCACCCCUGGUUACAGGAGUACCAGACGUGGCUGGACCUCCGAGAGCUGGAGGGGAAGAUGGGCGAACGGUACAUCACGCACGAGAGUGACGAUGCGCGUUGGGAGCAGUUUGUGGCAGAGCACCCACUGCCCGGGCCGGGGCUGCCAGCCGACGGGGAGCUCGGUGGGAGCCUCCCACCCCGGGACCACGAGAUGCAGGGGCUGGCCGAGCGCAUCAGUGUCCUCUGAGGCCUCGUGCUCCCGCCCUGGCUGUCUUGUGAUGCUCUCCUCCUGUCUUCGGAGAGGGGCCCUCCACGCCUUCCCAGCGAUGAACUGUUCUAGGGGAAGCAGCUUCCAGCCCAAACUGGACACGCCCCGGGGGAGGGGCAUGGCGGGGCUGGGGGCAGGGGCCGGGGUUAUUUACAAAGCUAAUUCCCCAGCAAUUAAAACGGACUCAUCCCUGGCCCAAUGGCCUUGAUCUUUGGCCACAUCGCACUCUCCUAUCAUUAGUUUGUUGUUCACCCAGAUGGAGUUCACCUGGAAAGAAGAUGGGAUGGAGGAGGGAUGGGGGAGGAGCACUGAAGGGAGAGGAGUUUUCGAAGGAGGACUAACUGGGGUAAAAAAUAUACAGAGGGAGCACCGCCAGGAGGGAAGACUAGAAGGGGGAACAGUGUGGAGGAACAUAGAGAGGAGAGGGAAGAGUAAUGGAGGAGAGAUGGAAGGGAUAUGAUCCGAGGGGGGAAGGAUUUGUAGAAAAGCAAGUAAUCUCAUGGCUUAACGGUUUAAUUUUUUAUUUGGUGUUAUUGCUACUAAAUCACAACUAUUAAUAACAAUGUGGUUAGCACAAGUCUGGUCCAUGGUAGAAAGCUGAUACACAAUAGUUGGUAUUUUCUUUUAAACUGAUGCGAUGACUUGUCUACACACUGAAUGUGCUCGUUUGUUGGUUCAUUUGUCACACUGUGCUGGAUGAUGCUGGGGACAGGGUGGUGACUGAGACAGCCCAGGUCCUGCCUUCAGGGGGGUUCACCAUCCAGUGGGGGAGACAGACCUGUUCCCUGUGAGUGAUGACCCA